Strongylocentrotus purpuratus (purple sea urchin) is the source of this 1755-nucleotide messenger RNA. Its product is annotated as proteoglycan 4-like. Lineage: Eukaryota; Metazoa; Echinodermata; Echinoidea; Camarodonta; Strongylocentrotidae. The transcript has 5 exons. Bases 1 to 1755 code for a protein of 584 amino acids. The record is from RefSeq and is a predicted model, not a curated record.
AUGGUGCAUCCACGGAAAGAGCGUGAAGCUCCACUGCCACCUGUGCCGUCAGCACCAAUCGUCUCACAGAACAACGCCCCCAUGACCCCUGAAACCGUGGCGCCUCAAGCAAGCGCUACCACUACUACCUCCACCUUCGUCACCACCACGCCCUUGCAGCAACCGCCUCUUGGACCACGCCCACCCACCGGCCCCAAGAAGAAUAAUAUGCGCAAUCGUGGACGUCCAGUAGACUGGAAACGAAACUCUGGCAUGGUGGAUAUCAGUCCGGAGAAACCGGAACAUCAAAAACGCCCUUCAACAUCAAAACCAGACGGCAACAGCAGACACACCACCAACAAGGUCCAUAGAACAACUCAAAAGAGCGCCAGGCAACGUCUGAAAACAAAACCUUCAGACGCACAGACAGUCCAGCAGUCUCGUGCGAUGAAGUCUCACCCUCCUGCACAGCCCAAACAUGAUCGUCUUCUCUUCAAGCGUCCUCAAAUCAGCAACACCGAAAUGAUCUAUCCCACCAUCGAUCACGGUAAGAUCAUGGACCAACAGGAUGACCAAUCUGUCGAGGAGGAGACCUACGACUACAUGCAUGGCGAAGAGAUCUUCAUCUUCGACAUGGAUCUUGGUGAGGAUGACGACGCCAUGAAUGAUGGCAAGAAGCCUGCCAAAGCCACUUGCGAGGCUUCCCGCGCACCAAGCAGUGAGCAGAACAACGCCCCCAUGACCCCUGAAACCGUGGCGCCUCAAGCAAGCGCUACCACUACUGCCUCCACCUUCGUCACCACCACGCCCUUGCAGCAACCGCCUCUUGGACCACGCCCACCCACCGGCCCCAAGAAGAAUAAUAUACGCAAUCGUGGACGUCCAGUAGACUGGAAACGAAACUCUGGCAUGGUGGAUAUCAGUCCGGAGAAACCGGAACUGAUUUCCUUUGAUGUGCCUCCAGUUCUGGCACCACGCCCUCCAGUUCAGGCACCACGCCCUCCGGUACUGGCAUCACGCCCUCCAACAUCAAAACCAGACGGCAACCGCAAACACGCCAAUCUGGCACCACGCAAUCCAACAUCAAAACCAGACGGCAACCGCAGACACGCCAAUCUGGCACCACGCCCUCCAACAUCAAAACCAGAUGGCAACCGCAAACACGCCAAUCUGGCAGCACGCCCUCCAACAUCAAAACCAGACGGCAACCGCAGACACGCCAAUCUGGCACCACGCCCUCCAACAUCAAAACCAGACGGCAACCGCAAACACGCCAAUCUGGCACCACGCCAUCCAACAUCAAAACCAGACGGCAACCGCAGAAACGCCAAUCCGGCACCUCGCCCUCCAACAUCAAAACCAGACGGCAACAGCAAACACACCACCAACAAGUUCCAUAGAACAACUCAAAAGAGCGCCAGGCAACGUCAGAAAACAAAACCUUCAGACGCACAGACAGUCCAGCAGUCUCGUGCGAUGAAGUCUCACCCUCCUGCACAGCCCAAACAUGAUCGUCUUCUCUUCAAGCGUCCUCAAAUCAGCAACACCGAAAUGAUCUAUCCCACCACCGAUCACGGUACGAUCAUGGGCCGUCAGGAUGACCAAUCUGUCCAGGAGGAGACCUACGACUACAUGCAUGGCGAAGAGAUCUUCAUCUUCGACAUGGACCUUGGUGAGGAUGACGACGCCAUGAAUGACGGCAAGAAGCCUGCACAAGUCACCGUCGAUGCUUCCCGCGCACCAAGCAAUGAGAAGCCUACAAAGGUCACCUUCUAG